GAACUUUAGUUGAAAUCAUUGAUCAAUACAAAAAAUUCCAUGCUUCAGCUAAGUGUUACUCAUAAAUUCGAAACAUGCAAAACCAUGUUAGCAGAGGAGACAACAUUUCAAAGCUGAGGUACAUCAAGGACAUGUUCGUGGGGCCGCAUAUCACUUACGAGGUUCACAAGUGCACCGAGGUUGUGUUGCCAGUUAAGUUCGACUUCAAAUGGUCUACAUACAUAUGGGACUUUCCAAGGGCGAAGAUUUUUGUCCUCGACCCAACAAUGAACAAUGGUGACGAGUCUGAUAAGGUAAUUCAACUCAGGCACAGGAAGGUUGCAGACGAGCUUCACAAGGCUAUAGAGAUAUGCAUAAAGUCAUUCUUCUCUGGAUGGGAGCCAGACAUGAGGUCGUGGAAUACAUGCUUCCCAAGGGGCCUGGCAAUAGGGAUAUGCAGAAAGGAAGACACGGGCAUAUAUGCUACUCACUUUGGAAGGAAUUGGAUGGGAACUAAACUGAAAAGGGACAUGAACCCGGGUGAGGGUGUCAUGCAUGCUAGGAUGAACAUGCUUGUGGACUUGCUUGGUUCUGAAGGUAACAUUGGUCAUCUGCCUGCGAGGUACAAGGAUUGCCUUAUUAGCAAGAACGACAAGAUCAAGGAUUGACUUGUUCAC
Triticum aestivum (bread wheat) is the source of this 656-nucleotide messenger RNA. RefSeq lists its product as uncharacterized. The record is from RefSeq and is a predicted model, not a curated record. The coding region runs from base 75 to 647 and encodes 190 amino acids. The transcript is spliced from 4 exons. NCBI's taxonomy places the organism in Eukaryota, Viridiplantae, Streptophyta, Magnoliopsida, Poales, Poaceae.